Molecule: messenger RNA, 4271 nt
Organism: Oncorhynchus mykiss (rainbow trout)
Lineage: Eukaryota; Metazoa; Chordata; Actinopteri; Salmoniformes; Salmonidae
Product: solute carrier family 12 member 9
Biological process (GO): chloride transmembrane transport; potassium ion homeostasis; cell volume homeostasis
Cellular component (GO): membrane
Molecular function (GO): potassium:chloride symporter activity
Source: RefSeq, a predicted model, not a curated record
CAACCUAGGUUCCCUUCCACUGAAAACGUGGGAACUCCGCUCAGGUCUUUAUUUUACCCCUGCUGUGUUAGGUUACUUGAGGGGGGACUUUUAUUUUGAACAUUUGCUGUAUGAUUACGUGACCUAAAUGGCACUAGCUUCACAAUGGUCACGGAUUGUUGGAAAGUGCCAACAAAUGCGACGGGCAACUUUUACGAUAAUGUGUGAUUUGUUAUGUAGGCCCACUACAAUAUAGUGUUUUCUCUUAUUUCGAGUGGGGUUAGGCCACACGGGGAGAAACUGUAUUUCUAAUGUCGAGGUAGGCAAACUAUAUUGAUUAGCAUUCAGAUUGUAACGAUUGGUGCGUGCCAAUGUUGUUCAGCGUCUGUUUACAUGAUUUGAGAAAACAAUGUCGUAGUAAAGUCAUGCGCACUGAUUUUUGCUUCAAUGUUUGAGAGUGAACUCUAGAAUAGUUUAUUGAAAAAGACGACACAAUUGGUGAUAGGGUGUUUUUAAGUUCUGGUUAGUCGUAGUAGCCAACAGCAGCUUUGCCAUGUCGGAGAGGACACCACUCCUGCACUAUCGCCUCUCCACAAGUGUCAAUGAGCAGUCGGGGGAGCAUCAGCCGUGUCUUCCCAGGGAGGCUGUGGAGCAGUCCCCGGCUUUUUCCAGACGGAAGUCGGCGCACCACAGCCGGCCCAAAAAGCUCUCCACAUUCUUUGGUGUGGUGAUACCCACCUUGCUGUCGAUGUUCAGCGUGGUGGUCUUCCUACGAAUUGGUUUUGUGGUGGGCCAGUGUGGGCUGUAUCAGGCCAUAGCCAUGUUCUUAGUGGCCUACUUCAUCAUCAGUAUGACCGUGCUGUCUGUGUGUGCCAUCUCAACCAAUGGAGCUCUGGAUGCAGGAGGGGCCUACUACAUGAUAAGUCGUGCGUUGGGGCCAGAGUUUGGGGGCAGUCUAGGUGUCAUGUUCUUCCUGGCUAAUGUGUGUAGCAGUGCCCUCUAUAUCCUGGGUCUCGUCGAGGCCAUAGUAGCAACCUUCGGGCUUCCAGAAGAUGGGGUGAGCCCAGCGGGUUCCCUCCAGGUGUUGCCAGCGGGGUAUUGGUGGUCAUUGCUCUAUGCCACCGGCAUCCUCCUCCUCUGCUUGCUUGUGUGUCUGGUGGGGGCAGAGAUCUACGCCAAAGCCUCCUUCAUCAUCUUCCUGGUGGUCAUGCUGGUGCUGGCCACCAUCUUUAUCAGCUUCUUCGCUGUGCGCCCGCGCACCAUCCUCCUGCCCGCCGCUCCACCCAUCCUCAACGGCACGGGGCCACAGCCGCCGACCAUGGCCAACUUCACCGGCUUUAAACUGAACACACUCCUGGGCAACCUGGAUGCUGACUAUGCUGUGGACUACACAACAGGAACCAUGAUGUCCUUUGCUACGGUGUUUGCUGUCAUGUUUAACGGGUGCACAGGCAUCAUGGCUGGAUCCAACAUGUCAGGUGACCUGAAGAACCCUAGCUACUCCAUACCUCGAGGAACCAUCACAGCUGUCAUCUUCACCUUCAUAAUCUACAACCUCCUCAGUCUGAUGGUGGCCUGCUCCUGUGACCGUAUUCUCCUCCAGAGGGACUACAGUUUCCUGCGGGACAUUAAUGUGUGGAACCCGUUGGUGACCGUUGGUGUGUACUCCUCCACCAUGUCUGCUGCCAUGAGUAACCUGAUAGGGGCCUCUCGCAUCCUCUACGCUCUGGCACGGGACGACCUGUUUGGCACGGUGUUGUCUCCAGCUAAGAAGACAUCUGGCAAUGGGAACCCCUGGGUGUCUGUCCUCCUAUCUUGGUUCCUAGUACAGUUGGUGUUGUUCACAGGGAAGUUGAACACCAUCGCCAGCAUUGUAACUAUCUUCUUCCUGCUGGUCUAUGCAGCUGUGGACCUGGCCUGUCUGGCUCUGGAGUGGGCCUCGGCUCCUAACUUCAGGCCCACGUUCCGUUACUUCACGUGGCACACCUGUGUGCUGGGCAUCGUGGGCUGUGCUGUUAUGAUGUUCCUGAUCAACUCUAUCUAUGCCUCAGCCUCCAUCGCCUUCAUGCUGCUUCUACUGCUGCUCAUCCACUACCUCAGCCCUACCAGCAGCUGGGGCUAUAUCAGCCAGGCUCUCAUCUUCCACCAGGUGCGUAAGUACCUGUUGAUGUUGGACGUGCGUAAGGACCAUGUGAAGUUCUGGAGACCCCAGGUGUUGCUGAUGGUAUCUAACCCCCGUAGCAGUGUAGGUCUCAUCACCUUCAUCAACGACAUCAAGAAGAGUGGUCUCUAUGUCCUGGGACAUGUACAGCUGGGAGACCUGGACACAUUACCGUCCGACCCUCUCCAGUGUCGUUAUGACUCAUGGUUGUCUCUGGUGGACCACCUCAACAUCAAGGCAUUUGUCAACCUCACCUUGGCUGACUCAGUACGGCAUGGAGUCCAACAUCUACUCUUCAUCUCUGGCCUAGGUGGCAUGAGGCCCAACACCUUGGUCCUGGGUUUCUAUGAUGACUGCACCCCCAAAGACAAACUCACUGACCCCGCCCUCGCAGAUGCCACCGUCCCCACUCAGGACCCCGAGGACGAACGCCCGCCCUACCACUUUCCUGCCCUUCGCGCGUCCAUUGAUGCCAAGGAGGAGGGCAACGGAGAAAACGGAAAAGUCAUGGGACCCCAAGAAUACGUGGCGGUAAUCGCAGACGCCAUGAAGAUGAUGAAGAAUGUAGUGCUAGCCCGCUACUUCCACCAGUUCGACCGGGCCUCGACCAUCUCCUCGUCCCCAGGGAAGGGUGCUCUGUACGUGGACGUGUGGCCCGUCAACCUGCUGAGACCAGACAGCUCCAGCUACGUAGAUACCUGCUCCCUCUUCCUGCUCCAGCUGGCCUGCGUCCUCAACAUGGUCCGCGCCUGGCGCCAUGCUAGACUCCGCCUCUUUCUGUGUGUGGAGGAAGGGCGGAGCCUGCGGGGCUCUGAAGGGAAGCUGGGUCAGCUGCUAAAGGAGCUGAGGAUCAAAGCCAACGUGUACACGGUGCCCUGGGACCAGCAGGUGGCGCUACAUUGGCAGAGGCAGGGUGAGGCGGGCAAGCGGAGGCCCUCUCGCCAAUCACGGAGAGAGGAGGAGGGGCUGGGAAAGAAGGGGUUGUUUGAGGAGGAGGAAGGAGACGACGACUAUGUGAAUAGCUUCCCUAGCAACGCCACAAGGCUGUCGGAUGAGUAUCUGUCGGCAGUUAAUAGGUUGAUCCUGGAGCAGGCCCACCCCCCUCCGGCUGUGCGUUUCCUGUAUUUACCCCGCCCCCCAGCUGACACGCGCCGCUACACGGCCUACCUGCGCCAGCUGGAAUUGCUCACCAAGGAUCUGGGUCCUACCCUGCUUAUACACGGGGUUACACCUGUCCUCACCACUGACCUCUAACCCUAAACUUUCACCAGCUAACCCCUGAUUAAACCCUUAUUUCAACCCCUUACCAAAUUGCUGCAGGUGGAACUGGUACUUAGACAAAGGCCAAGGAUCCACUUACCUUCCUCAAAGCUGUACUAAAAUACAGCCCCAUCCUCCUUAUGAAUAUGGAAGGGUUGCAAUGGCCAAAAAGUAAAUCAUAAAUAAUAUAUUGAUUUUACUCCUUCAAGGGGACUGAAGUCUGACACUCUGCCAAGUCAUUGGAGCUCAGCUAAAUAUUUUCUUUUCUGUAAGCACUUUUGUAGUUUAUCUACAAGAUAAGAAACAUGUGACCUUUUAAACAUUUUCAGUUCAAAUAUGAAAAUCUAUCAAUCUGUUUAAUGGGACUAUCUAUUUAUAGAAACAACAAUAAAAAUGAAUUAAAGAAAUGUAUUUGGGUGCUCUUGAUCUGUUUUCCCUUUUAGAAAUAUUUUCCUUUGUAUCGUUAUGACUGACUGAAGUGAUCAGAAUGCCAAAGUGCCCUUGUGUGCCUGAGUGUAGAAGACUAUACAUUGCACACUCCUCAUGUCAGCUUUAGGACCAGUUGUUUCCUGGACCUACUCUAGUCCAACGCUAGUCUACAUGGAAUCCCAUGGAUGUUUACUGAAAGGAUAUCUAUUCUAUAUAGAUCUAUUUCAUCUCUAUGAAGCCCUUCAAUUGGACACUACACUCCUAUGCAAAGAAUGCUGGUAUAUGACAGGUCCUACGCAGCUCAAUGACUUUUUGGGGUGAACACAUACUGGUACAUCGACACUAUUUUAAAUUAAAGAAAAAAUGACAUUCUAAAAGCACCAUCCAAAUCAUAUUUUAAAGUGUGUAUGUUGUAAUUGAAUAAAGAAGCUGUUUUGUAUAA